Molecule: messenger RNA, 5818 nt
Organism: Drosophila gunungcola (fruit fly)
Lineage: Eukaryota; Metazoa; Arthropoda; Insecta; Diptera; Drosophilidae
Gene: mnb
Product: serine/threonine-protein kinase minibrain
Exons: 9
Coding region: 1750-4665 (971 amino acids)
Biological process (GO): protein autophosphorylation; peptidyl-serine phosphorylation; positive regulation of DNA-templated transcription
Cellular component (GO): nucleus
Molecular function (GO): protein serine/threonine/tyrosine kinase activity; protein serine/threonine kinase activity; transcription coactivator activity
Source: RefSeq, a predicted model, not a curated record
UCGAACUAACAGAGAAAUGUUAGGAAAACGUAUUUUGCGCGUCCGUUUUCGUCCGAUUUUCUUCGAUUGAGUCGAGCUGCAAAGAUCUGUGAAAAAAACCACGCGCUGCCGCCGCCGCCGCCAAAAAAAAAUGCCGAGUCGGUGAACCAAAGAGAAGAAGGCUAAAGUUGCCUUGCUUGAAUCGGGAAAACAGAAAAUCAACGCUUUUACUUAAGCAUUUUUCCCGAGAUACCCGUGUCGGUGUAUGCGUUUACCUGCGUGAGUGUGUGGGUGUGUUUUUUUUUUUCCUCUUGGUGUGUGCCUUUUUUUUGUACACUGCUGUGGAGACGCGCUCUUUUUUGUGGCAGACGGGCGGAAAGAAGAAAAACCAAAGAGAGCUAGCAUAAAAAAAUAAGAAAUAUCAGUCAAAAUCGCAUUGUGAAAAGUUUGUUUAUUCAGUAAGAGUACAAAAUGGAAAACAUGGAAAUAAGGAGCAGCGGCUGCAACAACAACAAGUAACGAAAAACGGCAAAAAUUUUUGUUUGCCUCUCUCGCUGCCUGGGUGUACGUGUUGUGUGCGUGUGUUUGUGUGCGCGUCACAUAUCGACGUCCCUCUCCACCGACAACAACAACAACAAAAGGAAAGAAAAAGAGAAUAAAGUGAAACAUGUUUUUUCUGUGGCAGCAACAACAACAGCUGCAGCUACAACAACAACUUCGAAAAUGGAUUAAAUAAGUUUUAUCGAAAAAAACAACAAAGCCAGAAGCCGCAAAUCAAAUAACCCAGAAACAAACGGCGAAAAUAAAAUCAAACAACAACAACAACCACAUCAGCAGCAAGCAGUACAGUUUUGUAAACAAAGCGUGGCGACAAUUAUUUACCAAUGUCAAAUAUAAAUGAAAAUGUAAAAAUAAGCGAAAAAUAGAAGUGCUUGUAAAAUGUUUGAGCAAAAUGUUGAAAAAAGCGGCAGUCAAAAACUACCAUAAUACUAAAGCAACAUUAAAUUGAGCAAAUCGACAAGGAAUUGCAAAGUAAUCGAUUAUUAUUUCAUGAAAACGCAGUAGAAAGCAAGAUCGUGCUUUCUUCUCAGAUUUCCCUCGUGCGUGUGUGUACGUUCGUGUGUGUGUGUUUUGUUUUCAUUAGAGCACACACACACGCUCCCGUUGUGUGGGAGUGUGUGUAAUUGCAAUGCUAAACGGUAUAUAAACGGAAAGAGCAAUAACAACAACAGCAGGCGGCGAAGAAAUACACAUACCAACGUGUUUUUGUUUUGUUUGUUUCAUAAAUGUUCAACUAUUACACUGAAAAAAAUAAGAAACGGCAAGCAAAUCCAACAAAAGACUUUAAUUGUGUUCAUAAUUUUAAAUAAAAAAAACAAACAACAAAAAGUAUUCGACCCAUAAAAAUAUAUACGAAAAAAUAUAUAUAUUAUUAUUGGUUAUAACACAUACAUAAUAAUAUAUUAACUGGUACUCACGAAAAAAAUAAAAAAUAAUGCAACAACGACACAAAGGAUAACGAAAGGAAUUAAAAUACACAAAAACUAUUUAUUUAUAGAAAAAAAAUCACAAAAAACCAAAAUCCGACAAAAAUACAUUUUCAAUCUAUCCAAAUCACAUGAACAAAUAACGCAAUAAUAUACAUAUAUAUAUAUAUAUAUAUAUAAACACAAGUAUAUAUAUGUAAAGUACAUAUAUAGUAAAAUAUAGGAAUAAACAAAUCCAAGUAACAAUUCAUUUAUCAGCGCAAAACCAACAAACAUCAGCUCCAUGUAUAGAUUAGAGGAUACGAAUAGCGGCGGCGUUAUGGAUAAGAAUAAACAGAAACUAUCCGCUUAUGUGUCCAGCGGGGGCAGCGUUGCCGUCGACGCAGCCCAGGGCAGCGGGAGCGGGGGCGGAAGACAGCGCCACGCCCCCCUAUACGGUCGCAUCGUCGUCGAAGAGGAUCUGCCUGCCACGCACCGGGAUGUCAUGCACCAUCACUCUAGUCCCUCGUCUUCGUCGGAGGUGCGCGCCAUGCAGGCCCGCAUUCCCACCCACUUUCGGGAUCCCGCUUUGGGACCUUUGCGCAAGCUGAGCGUCGAUCUGAUAAAGACCUACAAGCACAUCAACGAGGUUUACUACGCGAAAAAGAAACGUCGUGCCCAGCAGACGCAAGGCGACGACGAUUCAUCCAACAAAAAGGAGCGAAAACUGUAUAACGACGGUUAUGACGACGAUAAUCACGACUAUAUAAUCAAGAAUGGCGAAAAGUUUUUGGAUCGCUAUGAAAUCGACUCGCUGAUCGGCAAGGGCAGUUUUGGUCAGGUGGUGAAGGCCUACGACCACGAGGAGCAGUGCCACGUGGCGAUCAAGAUAAUUAAGAAUAAGAAACCGUUCCUAAACCAGGCACAGAUUGAGGUCAAGCUGCUUGAGAUGAUGAACCGGGCGGAUGCCGAAAAUAAAUACUACAUCGUUAAGCUCAAGCGGCACUUCAUGUGGCGCAACCACCUGUGCCUGGUGUUCGAGCUGCUCUCAUACAACCUGUACGACCUGCUGCGGAACACCAACUUCCGGGGCGUUUCCCUGAACCUCACGCGCAAGUUCGCCCAGCAGCUCUGCACGGCACUGCUCUUCCUCAGCACCCCCGAACUGAACAUAAUUCACUGUGAUUUGAAGCCCGAGAACAUCCUGCUGUGCAACCCGAAGCGCUCGGCGAUCAAGAUCGUUGACUUUGGCAGCUCCUGCCAGCUGGGCCAGCGGAUCUACCACUACAUACAGUCGCGCUUCUACCGCUCGCCGGAGGUGCUGCUGGGCAUCCAGUAUGACCUGGCCAUCGACAUGUGGUCGCUGGGCUGCAUCCUGGUCGAGAUGCACACCGGCGAGCCGCUCUUCUCCGGCUGCAACGAGGUUGACCAGAUGAACAAGAUCGUCGAGGUGCUGGGCAUGCCGCCCAAGUAUCUGCUCGAUCAGGCGCACAAGACCCGCAAGUUCUUCGACAAGAUCGUGGCCGAUGGCUCCUAUGUGCUGAAGAAGAAUCAGAAUGGGAGGAAGUACAAGCCGCCGGGAUCGCGCAAGCUCCACGACAUACUGGGCGUGGAAACAGGCGGACCAGGGGGCAGGCGUCUAGAUGAGCCCGGCCACUCCGUCUCCGACUAUCUCAAGUUCAAGGAUCUGAUCCUGCGCAUGCUGGACUUUGACCCCAAGACCCGGGUCACGCCCUACUAUGCCCUGCAGCACAACUUCUUCAAGCGCACGGCCGACGAGUCGACCAAUACGAGCGGCGCGGGUGCCACAGCGAACGCUGGUGCCGGUGGCUCCGGAUCCAGCGGAGCAGGUGGCGGAUCAAGUGGCGGAGGAGGCGGCGGCAGCGGCGGCGGCGUCGGUGGCCUCGGAACGGGCGGCAGCAGUAGCGGACCGGUCUCCUCAUCCAGUGCAGCGGCUCCGACGGCGGCGACAGCAGCGGCCACGGCCACGGGCUCAUCCGGAUCGGGAUCGAGCGUCGGCGCAGGCUCAUCUGCGGCGCAGCAACAGCAGGCGAUGCCAUUGCCCCUGCCCCUGCCCCUGCCCCUGGCGUUGCCCCUGCCGCUGCCACCACUCGCGGGUCCUGGCGGUGCGUCGGAUGCCCAGUGUCAUGGCCUGCUAAUGCAUUCGGCGGCGGCCAACGCGAUGAACAACUUCUCCGCUCUGAGCCUGCAGCCCACCGCCCAUGCGCCGCCCUCGCUGGCCACCAGCCAUCACAGCAGCAACAGUUUGGGCAGCCUGAACCACAUCAGUCCCGGCAACAGCAACAUUAGCAACAGCAACAUUAGCAGCAGCAGCAGCAGCAGCAGCAACAACCAGCGACACAAUCGCCUGUACGGCGGCAACAUGGUGGUGGGACACCACAACAGCAACAUCAACAACAUCAGCAGCAGCAACCACAACAGCAUCAGCUAUCCGCACGCCAUGGACUGUGAUCCGCCGCAGAUGCCGCCACCGCCGCCGAACAAUGGCCACGGAAGGAUGCGAGUGCCGGCGAUCCUGCAGCUGCAGCCGCCGAACAGCUAUGCGCCCAGCUCGAUGCCCUACUACGGCAACAUGUCCACAUCCUCGGUGGCCGCGGCGGCGGCGGCAGCAGCGGCUGCGGCCUCGCACCUCAUGAUGACCGAUUCGAGUGUGAUCAGCGCCUCGGCGGCGGGGGGCGGUGGCCAGGGGUCGGGCGGCGGCGGUGGCGUUGGCGGUGUUGGCGGCAAUCCCGGACCGAAUCCGGUACCGCCUUCGGCUGCCGCCUAUCUCUAUCCAUCUCAGCCCGCCGGAACGCUCUAUGGAACGGCGCCCGCGUCGCUGAGUGAGUUGCCGCUGCCAUUGCCGCCACUGCCGCUGCCGCUGCCACUGCCCAUGUCCAUGCCCCUGCCUAUGCCUAUGCCACUGCCAAUGCCGCUGCCGUUGCCGCCCUCUUCCUCGUCAUCCUCCUCCACGGCAUCGGGGGGAGGAGGUGUAUUAGGGGGGCACGGGGGGCUAGGGGGACCAGCGGGAGUCGGCGUCGUUGGCCAGAGGCGGCACAUCGGCAGCGGACCCGCCUCGCAGCAGGCGGGCAUCUCUCAAAGUGCGGGGGUGGGCGGCGGCGGCAGCAACUCGGCCACCGGAGCCAGCAGCAGCGAUGCCUCCUCGUCGUCGCCCAUGGUGGGCGUUUGUGUUCAACAGAAUCCUGUAGUUAUACAUUAGCAUAAACUGGAAGAAGAGAGGAGGAAAACGAACGUUAUUUGCCCGCUUAAUAUACUUUUUUUUUUUUUUUUCACCGCCCUUUGCCGCUCUCUGCUGCUAUUCAUCGCACCGCCACCAACGCCCAACCGAGAAAUCACUGAAUCACCAGCACAGCAGACAUCUAGGUGGUCCAAAAUCGUGGGUCUUAUGUCACGGGAAGCUCCGAAGCAACGUAGGACCUUUCCUCACACAAAAUGUAUUAUGUCCUGCUCUAAAAUUCGAUAUGAAAUGAUAAGAUGCUUUUUUAAAUGUUCAAAAGAUUUCUAACAUGAGUAAACUUUUCUAAAAUCUAUUAAUAUUUAUGGGGCUUAAAACUCCGAAGCAAAGUAGGGUCUGCUCAAAAAAUGUUUUAUGAAGUGAUCUUGUUUUUCGUUAAAUUGUAUACAUUCAAAAAUGUACAAAAGUUUUCUAAACUUAAUGUGUAAACCGCAAGCCUUUUUUUAAAAAUUCAAGUUUACUCCCAAGAUUGUGUUUUUAUAAAAUUUUAGCAUAUAUACGAUUUCUUUGAAGAUUAAUUCCUAAGAUUAUUGAAAUGUUGCCAAUUUUUAAAAGCAAGAGGAUCAAUCAUUUUUAAAUUCUAGCUUUUUCUUAAAUCUAUUAAUAAGUAUAUUCAAGAUAGAGUUCUUCUUAAAAUAUUAUUCUUAAAACAAUUUAAAAAUCAAAAAGUUGAUAACUAAAUUUCAGUGAGAAUUUUAAUACAAAGCCUGGAGAAAGGAUACAUUUAUAGGUCCCAUUUUGUUGUGCAGAAGCCUACGACUAGGGCCAAUUCUUGUGAGAUAAGACACCCGAUUUAAGCCACCACGCCACAGACACAGACACACAAACACAAACUAUAUAUACAUUAACAUUAACUAGCUGAAAUUGACCCUACAUGUACCCGUACCCACACAAAAAACUCAUUCACCUGCGGUUUUUACUAAUUAGUCACUUCGCGCUCUCACCGCCGCGCCCACAUCACCGACCACGCCCCCUCAUUCGCCCUGGAUGAAGGCAGGGAUCAGGAUCCUGUGUGUGGGCGCCCGACUUGAUGGAUUUUGCAAAGCGUUUAUUUUUUUUACAUGCUAGAACCUAUUUUUUUUUUUUGCUCUAAUUAUAAUGUUUAAUUUUAUGCUGU